CCUCAGUCAAUGGUAAUGCCCAAUGUGCUUUGGGUGAAAAAGUUAACUUUUUAGUAAACCUGUUUUAUUCGGUGUUUGGAAAAAACGUCUCUUUCACCUGUCAUAUUGUACAAAAGGGGGACUGACAGGCACUUCACGCGGCUUACACGGGGAGGACGAAAUAUCCCACCCAACCUGGUUCUUAUAUACUGUUAAGGACAUAUUGGACGAGGUGGUAUGGGUACGGGCCGGAAGGCUAGGGGGUACAGAGUGGAGAGGGAUGUGCUGGAUGAGCAGAGGCUGGAGGAGCUGGCUCAGAGAAUGGACUACUCUGACACUCACCCUUCCCUGACCAAGCAGCUUAAAGAGUCCUUCAGAUGUACUGUACCCAGGCUGAAACGUAGUGUGGUGGGCUGUCUGCCUGUACUCUACUGGCUGCCCCGCUACUCUAUCUGGGACUAUGGCAUGCCGGACCUCAUCUCUGGUAUCAGUGUGGGCAUCAUGCACUUGCCACAAGGUAUGGCAUAUGCAUUGCUGGCCUCCUUGCCCCCAGUGUUUGGGCUAUACACAUCCCUCUACCCUGCAUUGGUCUACUUCUUCUUUGGGACGUCCAGACAUAUUUCCAUAGGUACGUUUGCAGUGCUCAGUAUCAUGGUUGGAAGUGUGACAGAGAGGUUGGCUCCAGACAGGAACUUCCUGGUCAUGCUGAAUGGGACUAACCUGACUGAGGUGAACAUCACUGCCAGGGACUCCUACAGGGUGCAGGUCGCUGCUGCUACCACCGUCCUCGGAGGACUCAUCCAGGUGGUGCUGGGACUGGUGAAGUUUGGGUUUGUGGGUACCUACCUGUCGGAGCCACUGGUGCGAGCCUACACAACAGCAGCUGCUGCUCACGCUGUGGUUGCUGUGAUCGCACAGCUCUUUGGGCUGUCCACCACACGCUUUAGUGGGCCCUUGUCACUGGUGUAUACCCUGGUGGAGGUGUGCUCCAAGCUACCUCAGACCCAUCUCCCCACACUGGCGGUCAGUGGUGUAUCCAUGGUGUUUCUCAUCGCAGCCAAGGAAAUCAACUCUGCCAUCAGCGCCAGACUGCCUGUGCCCAUCCCAGUGGAGCUCAUCACGAUUGUGGCAGCAACGGUGAUAUCGUCCUACACCCACCUAAACGGCAACUACACAAUCUCAGUAGUGGGGGAAAUUCCCAGCGGCCUGGCUGCCCCCAGGUUACCUGAUGCUAGCCUGUUUAAAGAGGUGAUGGGGGAUGCGUUUGCCUUGGCUAUUGUGGGCUACGCCAUCUCCAUCUCUCUUGGGAAGACGUUUGCACUAAAACAUGGCUACAAGGUGGACAGCAACCAGGAGCUGGUGGCGCUGGGUCUCAGUAAUGCCGUGGGGGGAUUCUUCCAGUGCUACGCCGUCUGCUCCUCCAUGUCCCGUAGUCUCAUCCAGGAGAGUACCGGAGGCAAGACACAGAUGGCUGGAAUGGCCUCUGCUGUGAUUGUGUUGGUGACUGUGCUGAAGCUCGGGCCUCUGUUCCAGGAGCUGCCAAAGGCUGUGCUUGCAGCCAUCGUCUUUGUGAACCUGAAGGGCAUGUUCAAGCAGUACUAUGACGUCAUCACUCUGUGGAGGAGCAGCAAAGUUGAUCUGGUGGUGUGGCUGGUGACCUGGGUAUCCACACUGCUGUUCAACCUGGACAUGGGCCUUGGUGCCUCCAUCACCUUCGCUGUGCUCACUGUUAUCUUCAGGACCCAGCUCCCGAAGUACUCAGUUCUGGGACACGUUCCAGGGACAGAGCUCUACUUGGACAUGGAGACCCACAGAGAGGUGAGAGAGGUCCCUGGCAUCACUAUCUUCCACUCCUCUGCCACCGUGUACUUCGCCAACGCUGACCUCUACCUGGAGGCUCUAAAAGGAAAGAGCGGGCUUGAUAUCAGCAAGAUGAUCAUCUACAAGAGAAGACAGGAGGCCAAGCAGAGACGCAGAGACAAGAGAGCUGAGAGGAGAGCUAGGAGGGAGGCCAAGAGACAGAAGCAUGCUCUGAGAGUGGCAGAGCAGAAGACCGGGGUUUUCUCCGUAGAGGAGGCGGCGGGGCAAUGGAAGGAACCGGGGGGCGGAGAUGGAGACAGGGAGGAGUCACUGGGAGAGGAACUAGGUUGGUGCGGCCGCGAGAAUGGCACCGUGUUCGUCAUGCCAACAACGCCCCGCACGCCCGAUGACCAAUGCAGCUGGGAGUACCUGAAGGGCAGUAAAGACCCAGACUGUGCCACCCUGGGGGCAAUGUCGGAACUGCAAGACGGGGACACCACCACUCUGGGGUCCAGUAGUGAGGAUACCCUGAGCCGGGAACUGGAUAAGGUCUCGCUGGGAUCGCUGGGCAAGUGGACCUGGGACAUCCACUCCAUCAUCCUAGACCUCUCCACGGCUAACUUUAUCGACACCGUGGCCAUCAAGACCAUGAGAAACAUAUUCCACGACUUUGGCGAGAUUGAUGUUACUGUCUACAUGGCUGGGUGUCAGAUGUCUGUGGUGGAGCAGUUAGAGCUGGGAGGGUUCUUCUCGGAGUCCAUCACUAAAGGACGUCUGUUUGCUACUGUCCAUGAUGCUGUGCUGCACUGUCUUGGCCACCAGGGAACAUCAACGCCCAGCUAUGAGUAUUCUCUGGAGAUGCAGUGCAGCACCAAACUCUGAGAUCCCUUACUGAAGUCUGACGUCUCUGUAUAUUCUAUUUUAUGGGGCGGGGCCCUAUCCUUUUGAAAAGUGACUUUCAAUUGGGAAUAUAGUAUACAGGUAUAUACUGUGUAUAUAUAUAUGGUAACUAUAAUGCCUUCAAAAAAUGAAAGGUACACUAAACCCCAACAUAGGGUUGCAAAACUACUGAUAAUUUAACAAAGUUUCCGAAAUGUUCUCUGGUCAUUUAUAUUUACAUAACUUUUAUAAAAUGUACACAUAUGACCUAAAAAAAAUAUAUCUUUAUAUGUAUUCAUAUUGUCUACAGGUUUCUAGUGGAUAGACCAUAUGAUUCAAGAGAAAACAGCCCAAUUAAUGAAAAAAAGCAUCUAAUCAACAAUGAAAUCAUUUCCUAUUAACUCGGCAACUCUUCCAACUUUUUACUUUUUUCACAACUGCCAAGUUUUGCCCCAAAACACAUAUUAACAGAGUAAAAUAAGUAAAAGUGGAAAAAGAUGUAAGGAUAUUAUAUGCUGAAACCCUCAUAUUAUACACCAACGGAAUUCACUUAGUUUAUGGGUUAUAUUAAGGAUAAUGUUUUACAGCUUUGUCAUUUAAUAUAUUUUGGAUUUUUAAAUAGUUGGAAAGUAUUCAUUUAUAUACUUUACAUUUGAUGAAAUUUCAAUAAAAUCCUGAAAGUUUU
Messenger RNA from Oncorhynchus keta (chum salmon), 3343 nucleotides. It is a transcript of the gene slc26a6l1, whose product is annotated as solute carrier family 26 member 6, like. Gene Ontology annotation, molecular function: oxalate transmembrane transporter activity; secondary active sulfate transmembrane transporter activity; bicarbonate transmembrane transporter activity. NCBI's taxonomy places the organism in Eukaryota, Metazoa, Chordata, Actinopteri, Salmoniformes, Salmonidae. The record is from RefSeq and is a predicted model, not a curated record. The coding region runs from base 217 to 2661 and encodes 814 amino acids. The transcript has 19 exons. Gene Ontology annotation, cellular component: membrane. Gene Ontology annotation, biological process: transmembrane transport.